Vicia villosa (hairy vetch) is the source of this 603-nucleotide messenger RNA. RefSeq lists its product as uncharacterized. The record is from RefSeq and is a predicted model, not a curated record. NCBI's taxonomy places the organism in Eukaryota, Viridiplantae, Streptophyta, Magnoliopsida, Fabales, Fabaceae. The coding region runs from base 1 to 603 and encodes 200 amino acids. The transcript has a single exon.
AUGGCAAAGAUUCAGGAUGUUAGUGGUAUCCAGCAGAUAUGGGACAAUAUGAAAGACCACAAGAAGUUCCAAAUGAUGAAGAUUUAUGAAUCUAUUAUGGGGAGUAAUUCCAGAACUGAUUGGUAUCAUUUGAUGAGCCACAAUAUUGCAAGGCCUAGAGCUAAAGUGAUAUUAUGGCUUGCUAUUCAAGAUAGGUUGGCCACCAAAGUGAGGUUACAUCGGCUUGGCUUGCUACAAGAUAUGAUGUGUAGUCUUUGUUUGGCGGCGGAUGAGAACACGACUCAUUUACUGUUUCAGUGCAGCCACACUGUGGGGAUUUGGCAAGCGCUUUUAGACUGGCUGGGCAUAAAAGUUGAUACGCCCAUUGAUUUUCAUUGGAUAAAGCAGGUCACCAAAGGAAAAGGGAAGCACAAGGGGUUGCUAAAAGCUACCAUAACUGAAAUUGUGUAUGGCAUUUGGAUGUAUAGGAACAAAAGAAUUUUUGAAGGCGUAGGGACUAAUAGAGAUAUACAACAUGUGACUAAGGAUGUCAUUGAUACUAUAGUGUAUAGAGGGUGGCUUAAUCCCACCUAUAGAAAGAUUAUAGUCAACUACCUUAUGUAA